GACUGCAUGAAUCGAUGGACAUAGAUAUCAGUAUGGUCACGCCAUGCAUGCAAUCAAUGUCAACCAGAAACCACAGCCAUGCAGCAUUGUCAAGACGCCACAUCACAUCGCCGGAGAGGCUUCGAGCGCUGAGCGAAGAAACAGAAUGCACACAAAUGAUCAGGCAGGCAGACGGGAAAACAGCAGGCGUACAAACUGCCGGCUGAGCCCACAUGCCCACCCAUUCAUCGCAUACACACCAACACAAAAGAGACAGACAGGACACAUUGACACAUUGCCAGCACUCACUCCCUUGCCCACAAUCGCCAUGUUUUCCCCCGCCCUGCCUGCCUAUCGGCCGCCCCCCCGCCGUGUGCGGCGCUUCUUGCCGCUCUUCCUGCUCGACGUACCGGCACCAUCACCAGCAGCCGGCGCCAUCUCGUCGUCUGCUCCAUCCUGGACCUCUUCAUCCUCAUCGUCGGCCAUGCCGCCGCCUUCCUCAGAUUGGCCUGCUGCUGCUGUGGGGCUUUCGAGGCGUGCCGUGGCGUCCAGCUGUCCCUUGUCAUCGAGCGUGAGGCCCUCCAUGAGCUCGGCCAGCUGGAUCUCGGGGAACUCGCAUUCAUCGGCCACCGCCGCCUCAUCAGUACACUGCUCGGGCUGGUACCUGGAACACACACGCACACACACACACACACACACACACCACACACCACACACACAUAUAAAUGCACUCAACACAUGACGACAAACCGAAUGCGUUGUUUGUCCGGUGAGCGUACCUUGGGUCCCGGUAGAGGUUGAUGUCUUGUCUCAUGUCGACGUCCUCCUCGAUCUCUCUCUUGAAGUCCUCGAGGUCCCUGGCGCGAGUGUCGACCUCCAUCCUGCGGCCGCCCCUCUCGCCCUCCUCGGCCUCACCCGCGUCCUUCUCCAUCGGCAGGUGCAUCAAUGUCCACAUGCGGCGCUGGUUCUCCUUACGGGGGUAGAACUUGCGGACCAACACCACCUCAGACGGCAUCUGCCAUGCCAUACCAUGCCAUGCCAUAAACACAUAACAUACAUGUAAGUAAUGUAGGCACAGCAGACAGCAAUCAAUGCAUUCAUUCAUUCCUCCGACAUACACACGUCGGUGUAGGCCACCUGCCCACCCAUUGACCCACCUGUCCCUCAGUGAGUUCGGUGUCGAUGCCGCUGACGUUGAUGGUGCGCAGGUCAUAGCCAAGGCAGUAGUCCCCCGCCUUCAGAAUGUGGCCCAGGUGCGUCUUGACCGUCACGCGCUCGUCGUUCUUGCCAAAGUCACACGCGCGGGCCACCUCCGCCUCGCACACUACAAACUUGGCGCCACGCGUCGCAUUCGUGUUGGCCGACUGGUUGCCGCGGCGGUUCUUGCGAUUGUUGGCCGGUGUUGCUGCGGGGGCAGGUGCGGCUGCUGGUGGAGCAUGCUGGCGUGAAGCGUCGGUCGUGUCGACAUCAAGGAUGACAAACUCAGUCAGGUGACGGCGAGUGAAGACUGACAGACAGACAAGGCAGGCCGAAGGAGAUCGGUGGUCGCUAGAGCCGUGUGUGUGCUGUGUGCUGUCUGUGCAUUGUCUGUGGGUUACGUACUGGCCUGGAACGGUGACUGCCAGUAUUUGACGGAGGGGAUCUCGACCGUCCGCAGGGUGAAGGGGUCGAUCAGGUGGAUGCUGCUCGACACCUUCCGACACAGCAUCAACUGCACGCACACAGACACAACUCAACAUGAAUGAACACACCACAGCGAGCCGGUCUGCCUGUCUGCCUGCCUGUCUGACCUGUGGGACGCCUCCCAGAGCGGCGGCGAGUUUGCCAGGGAGGUACACGAGGUCGUCUUUGCAGAUGGGGCAGAUUUCCUGGAAGAUGGUGUACUUGUAGUUGUAGGUGUUGCUCUUGGAGUCGUGUGACGUCAGCUGCUUGCUGGACUUGCUGCGCAUCGGGAAGAACGAGUUGAUGAAGUCCGCCAGCUUCUGCGCGUGCUGCUUGCCCAUGAACUGGAAGUCGAUGCCGUCGGGCUUCUCCACAAUGUGCAGCACCUGAACAAAGAAUUGAACGAACAUCCGCACACACAUGACAGACACCAUUCCCCCUCCCUCCCUCCCCCCUCCCAUGUAUACAGACCUUUUCGUGUGCAUCGUGUUUGAUGAUGAGCUGCUCGAGAAAGAGGAACGUCCGCUUGUGGUCGGUCCGCUGGCGCACCUGGACGAGUGCGUUCCAUGUGUGUGGGGUGUAGAUGCGGUGGCAGUCCUCGCACUUCUGCGACUGGACAACGAACUCGAUGACGACGCUCUGCUGCAGGAUGGCGCCGUUCAUGACCUCCUUCUGCACCACACACUUGACCUUGAUGCGCCGGCUGUGCGGCUCGGUCCAGAUGAAGGAGGCGUCCACGAGCUUGACGCCCUUGGUGUUGAGGCCCUUGAUCUUCUUCAGGCACACGGCCAGCAGCUCCUUGCUCUCCAGCUCGCAGUGCAGCCACGGCGGACGGAGGUAGCGGUCGCACUCCUUGCAGUAGGGCAGCAAGCCAGUGCGGGAGAUGCCCUCGGUGAUGUCCACCUGAGACCGCAGGCAGCUCACGCACAUCAUCGCAGGGUUCGCCUCGAUGGACGUCCCGCACAGACAACCUGCACACACACACACACACACGACACCGACAUACGCACACACGACACCGACACACAGACACACAGACACCCAGGCUCAGACAAGUGCUUGCUUGUGGGAACGCGUGGCUGUCUGUUGUUUGUGGAUUGGCUUGCUCUGUUGCUUGUUUGUUUCUUUCUUACACAGAACGGUCGGCAUCUGUUGAGGCGGGCGAGGAGCAUCCACAGCAGAUGCAUCCAUGCUUGCCGGGAUGAUAACGGUAUGUUCUCAGCGUUGAUUUCUUCGACGAUGCUCACACUCCGUGCUUCACGGCAAGCUGAGGAGCGAGCGGUUUACGGAGGAGCGGUUUCACGAGCUCUGCGAGCUAUGUAUGGGGGUUGGGAUAGCCAAUGGGAUAGCCGUCCUUCCCCUCGUCCGAUUGGUCAUGAUCAAUCGAAAUUCAAUUCAUUGUCUCAAUGCACUUCGCCUCAGCAGAUGCAUCCAUGCAGGCACGCUGCAGACGAGCAUCAGUGACAAAACACGCAGCCGGUGUGAGAAGGCAUGGCAUGGCUGCCCAUCCAUCCAUCCAUCCAUCCAUUUAGGUACGUGCCCCCACUUGUCAAGUCAAUCAGUGUAGUCACUCAGACACGCCUGCAGCAGGGAGGGAGGGAGCUGACGUAUCGGUAUAGUACACAGCGCUGUCAGUGCCACGCAUGGCCAUGUGGCCAUGGGCAUGCAGUGUGGGGUGCGGCGCACACUGUGGAAGUGGGACUGCCUGCCUGUGAGCUGUUUGUUGCAUCCAUGCAGGGACGCAUCAGGUGAGUGACAGAGAGAAAUGAGGGAGGCCACGGUGGAUGGAUGGAUGGAUGCGACACAAUGCAUGGUGGCUGGAAGAGAAAGAGGUGUGAAUAUGCAGACAUAGUUCAUAGAUACCAGAGCAAGUGUGUAGUAUGGCGGAUCGGCGGGUGGAUCCAUCCAUCCAUCCAUCCAUUCAAGAAAACGAGCGAGAGAGAGAGAGAGACAACAAGAGAGCCAUUCACCCAUCCAUCCAUACCUUCACCCACUCACUCAACUAUCUAUCGCACUUGGAUGGACGACAUAGACACCAACCAGCAAGUAGACUGAGCGAGUGAGUGAGUGACAAUUAAAGGAGCCACCAACUAGGAACCGUACAUACAUACAAGGGUCCAUGUGAUGUGUCUUUCUUGUCUUCCUUCGUGCCUCCCAAUCACCAUCCCAUCCACCAAAUUCGGACGCCGGCCGCCCAUCUUCGGGUCACUAUUUGCAGCAUUCGUGUCCUUCCCGCUUCCUCUCGUGUCAGUUCUCCAUCCCCCUCCCCUCCCGCCUCUCUCUCCCGCAGCAGAAGACUACUGAGCACCAAGCGCACAUCUCAUGCAUCUGCGGAUCAAGCAAUGAGCCAUGACAGACAGACAGACAGACAAGAGACCAUCACAGACGAGUCUGAGGGUGGAGGCGAGAGCUGCUGCAGGUUGUGAGUUGCGUUUCUUGAGCAGUAGUGAGUGGAAACGGAAGUAGGCAGCCAUCAGUCCAAUCUACCCACCAACCCACCCAUCCAGCCCACAGCCCCGGCCGUCCCUCCUCUGAAUUCGUCCAUUCAGUCAGUCAGCAAUGCACUCACUCGAUGAAUGACCCCCUUCCCUCCCUCCCUCUCUGGCUGCCUUCCUUCGCCCUGCCCUGUCUGCCUCUCUGCGGGCGCCCGGGAGAAAAAAGCGGCAGGCCAUCCAAACCCACACACAACACGCACCCGUGGAUGCGAUACACGCACCAUACACACACACACACAUGCAGGUAGGUGGUAGGUAGAUAGGUGGGUAACAAUACAUAAAGACACUUACUUGUGGAUGGAAAGGAAGUGUGUAGCAGCAGACAGGGCAGAAACACGAGCACAAAACGUCAGAAUCAUCCCCCGACCGGCCCGGGGCACCGAUCGCAUCUCACUCACAGCCAUGCAGCCAUGAGUCAGCCAGUGGGUCCGGUCUCCACCAAGUGAGUGGGCACACACAACACAAGACAGCAAAAUUCAAACGCCGGUGCUGUUUUCCUUGUACUCAUUCAUGCCUGGAUGCAUUUGUUCAUAAAUGCAUUCAUUCGUGAGUACGUAAGCAGGAGCAGGUCAGUCAUGUAAGUGGCUGGUGCGUUCUCACGUAUUUUUCAUUCUUUCAUUCAUGCAAAAGCACAAAAGUGGGUGGGGUAGUGUAGGGUGGGGUCGGUCCAUCCAUCCACCGAUGGGUAGGUAGCAGCUCUGGACUUAAAACGCCUCCCUCCUCCAUCGCACGUACGUGUACACGUACGUACACUACAAGUAUGUAUGUAUGUAUGUGUGUAUGUAUGUGCUGCCGAUCCGAUCGCGUGCAGACAUCCGGAUCCGCCCACAUACGCAGCACACACAGCAUGACACUUACUGAGUCCUUGCCUUGCCGCACAUUCACACAUGUGUGCAUGGUGUGUAUGUCGAGUGAGUGAGUGAGUGUUUGGAAGAAAAGGCGAUCCGAUUGGCCGUCGUGGCGUCCACGUGCGUGUGGUGUCUCUGUGUGUGGGCGGUGGAUGUCUGUCUCUGUGCUGUGUGGAUGUGUUAUAUGGGCGGCUGGCUGGAUCGUGGCUUGUCUAUACUCGUCCGCCCUUCUGUCUGUCUGUCUGUCUGUCUGGCUGGCUGGAAGCCGGGUUAGAAAACGAUGGAUGGAUGCGGGUACCUGCAGUCAGUCCAUGUAUCUAUCAGUAGUAUCCCAGUGGUAAUCCAUACCUCGUCGAACUACUCAUUGUGAGUGGUGUGUCGCCCGCCUCUCCUAUCAGUCCAGCAAGUCAGUCAGCCGAAAGAGUGCGAAUGAAGAACGUGAUAGAUAGAUAGGUGGAUGGAUGGAUGGAUGGACCCCUGCCUAGUGAGACAGCCAGGCGGGUGUCAAUCGUGUGGUGUCAUCCCCUCCCUCCCUCCCUCCCUCCCCUGUGGUCGAGUCAGUCGAUCAAUCAAGCAAUCGAUGAGCAAUCGAUGACAAAUAGAGAUCGAUGGGUGGAAGAGAGUGAGUGUGCAUGACAUGAAUGAGUGUGAAUGAAAUACCCACACACGCACAAACACACACAUACACAUACACAUACACACGUACGCUCACACAUAAACCGGCGGGUGGGGACGCACGUAGGUUGCUCGAAUGACACGGACACUGAGCAUCGACAUUGAUGGGAUGGGUGGACACACAAACAAAUAGCCAGCUGUCUCCCUCCCUCCCUGCCUCCCUCUCCCCUCCCUCUCCUCUCCCCUCCCGUCCUACUCCAUUUAGCGGGUCAUCGCGUCCCUCCCGCUCUCUCUCUCUCUCUCUCUCUCACCUCAGUGGCAGCCAGGAGCGUACGUCCGUACGUUGGUGUGCAUCCAUCGCUGGAUGUGAGCAUAUAGCAGACAGACAGACACAGCACAGAAGGCACAGACAGACAGCAAGCAGCACACGAAAGAGCAGAGCAGCGUCAGCCAGCCAGCCAGCCAGCCAGCGUCCCCUGUGUAUGCACCGCACGUCACUCACGUA
Vitrella brassicaformis is the source of this 6104-nucleotide messenger RNA. NCBI's taxonomy places the organism in Eukaryota, Vitrellaceae. The record is from the annotation of a GenBank genome assembly.